Lactuca virosa is the source of this 2494-nucleotide messenger RNA. Lineage: Eukaryota; Viridiplantae; Streptophyta; Magnoliopsida; Asterales; Asteraceae. The record is from the annotation of a GenBank genome assembly.
UAAUUUUUAUUGUUUCUUUCUAUUUCCUGAAGAAAUCGUUUUAUCUGCUUUUAGAAUCAAAUAGAUCCCCAUAAAAGUCAUUCGGCAGUCCCUAAUUUAGAAAUCGAUUUGAUUUUGAUUUGUAUUUGUAUUUGUUGAUUGAUCCGCCACACACACAGUCUGUGCAUACACACACAAGAAAGGAAUUAAAUCUAGAGAAACUGGUUUGAAUAUACACACAAGGAGGGAAGGAGAGAGAUAGAUAGAUUUGUGUGUGAUGAUGGAAUGAAGACGAAGUUGAAGAAGAAGAGGAAGAGGUUGGAAGAUGGGAAGGGCGGAGUUAGAUUAUAAUUAUUCGAAUAAUGGCAGAGGCGGAAGAGGAGUACCCAAAUGUUGUUCGUAUAAGAGGACCACUGUUAUCAUAUGUUCCAUCAACAUUGUUGUUGCUCUUUACGUUUUUCAGAAUCUUUAUACUUCUCUUUACUCCUACUCAUAUCGAGAUUCACACAGCGUUACCUACACUCCAGAUCAAAUUAGAAAUAUGGAAGAAUCAAUGCGGAUACGAAAGCAAUCUGAACCUAGAAAGCUCAUUGAAACGGUUAAACUAAUCAAACAAAAAGUUGAUAGAAGAGAGGAGGAGGACAUGGUUGAAUUACCACAGCCAUUGAAACAGAAGUUAACUAAUGAGAUCAUAGAACUACUGAGUGGAUUGAAUCAGAAUGGUGGUGCUAACUCAACUUUACAGCAUGAAGCAGUUGAAGGCUGGAGGUUGCAAAAACUAAAGGAAGUCAAAACAAUUACUAGUGGUCAAAGGAAAACCUCAAAGUCAAAUUCAACAAUCCUACCAGAUGAAGCAGGUAUUCUUGCAAGAGUGUUGGAGUUCAAUUGGACUGAGUUAUCACAUGAAAUUGGGCUUUGGAUACCGGUUAAUGUCAUCAACAAUGAACAUAAUGACAAGCCCGAGGGUGAAGAUGAUUUUGAUGAUAGCAUCUUAGCUGGGAGGAGGUUGCCUCCUGAGUGUAAUACAGAGCUUCAUACAGACUAUGGUGGUCAAGCAGUCAAAUGGGGGUUGACUCAUCAGAAAGAAAGUGCAUAUGAAUGUUGUCAGGCUUGUUUAAAUCAGGCUAAAAAUGCAAGACCUGGUGAAAUGAAAUGUAAUAUUUGGGUUUAUUGUCCUGCUGAAGAAGGAUGUCAUUCACCAGAUAUAUACCAACAUAAACUUGAAGAAUGCUGGCUUAAAUAUGCAGAAACGCCGAAAGUGAGCUUUAAGGAUAAAUAUUCAGAAAGUUACAGAAGAAAUCAUCCGAAUGCACCUUUGGUUGUUCCUUGGGAACUGCUCCUCCCCCUUUUUGAAGUUCUGCUGUGUUUCUUGAUCGAUCAAACAGGGAAACGAAUGCUCGUUUUGUUGAAAGCACGGAUUGACAAGAAUGAAAGCGAUAUGAGGGAUUUGGUAAAUGCAUCCCUGUUGGAUAAUCAGAACCGAAUUGAAUUUCAAGAUAACAACAUAUUGAUUUGAAACCGAGUGAUGCUGGUGAGGGCCAAGAGGGAACGAAGGAGGUAGUGAAUAGUGAAAUUGAUGGUUUCAAAUUACAACAAGGUUCAAGUAAGAGAUAGUUUGCAUCCACGUGUUGUAAAUGUUGAGAAAAAAACUUUUGCAUUAUCCAACCAUGCAAUUAGCUAACAAUCCAAUCAUUCAAACUCACUACAACAUUCUGAAUGUGAAAGAAGAUGCAACCCAUGAAGAAAUCCGAUCAAGCUAUCGAUCAGCUCUUCUCACUUCCCAUCCAGAUAAGUUACAAAACACUUCCAUUUCCAACCACCGAGAUCUGGGAUCUCAAUUUCUCCAUAUCCAAACAGCUUGGGAAAUCCUAGGAGAUGUUAAAUCACGGGCAUUAUAUGACCAGGAGCUUCGGGUUUCAAGACAUGAUGAGUUAACUGCAGAUGAGGUUGAGUUAGAGGAUUUGGCAAUGGAAACUAGCGGUGAUGUGGUGGAGCUUUUUUAUCAGUGUAGGUGUGGUGAUUACUUCUCACUUGAUUCUUUGGAGUUGAGAGAGAUGGGAUUUGAAAUAUUGAUAAAAGAAGGUGAGAAGAUAUUAUUACAAGCACAUGAUGGUGCUUCGGUGACAUCAAUCUUGCUACCUUGCACUUCUUGUUCUUUGAAAAUCCGUUUAGUGAUCAAUAAAGAUACUCGGCCUUAAAUUUGUGGCCAUUGAUUCAUGAUUUUGAUUCAGAUAGGAGUCGAUUGUAAUAAACCAUUUUUGAAACCGAGAAGGAGAUUAUUGUUGUGUUAACAUGUGUUGAAGUGAAUAUAGAAUGUAUGUGUACCUUAUAGGUUGUGAUGAAAUGAGUUGGAUUCUGGUGCUUAAUUGCAGCUUGCUAGUCCCCCCGAAUUUGGCCCCAACUGGGGUUUGAUUCAUAGUACUUGUACAUGUUUAUUUAUUUAUUUAUUUUUAUUGAAUGCUUUGUUGAGAAGUUUUGAGACCAUUUUCCCAACAAUUGGUAGUGGAGCUUCAAG